Messenger RNA from Bombina bombina (fire-bellied toad), 6321 nucleotides. RefSeq names its product rho guanine nucleotide exchange factor 15-like. The coding region runs from base 463 to 3585 and encodes 1040 amino acids. Gene Ontology annotation, molecular function: protein binding; guanyl-nucleotide exchange factor activity. The transcript has 15 exons. The record is from RefSeq and is a predicted model, not a curated record. Lineage: Eukaryota; Metazoa; Chordata; Amphibia; Anura; Bombinatoridae. Gene Ontology annotation, biological process: activation of GTPase activity.
UGUUUUGAAAAAAAAAACUAAAUAAGAAAAAAAUGCUGUAGGCCAACACUAGAUUUAAACCUAUGUAAAUGCAAACAACAAAACAUACCUGAAACAUAUUCACUAAUUUACGCAUACAACAUACACGGAGAUUGGAGACCCAUAAACACGCUCCCCUCCUGUAUAUGUGUGAGAACAAUAGAUACCCCUCCCCUGUAUAUAACGCUCCUCCUAGGUACGGCCAGCUCCUCCCAUUGCUUUCACUGUGUACAGAGGGCAGCCGGUUCUUGUAUACUAAAUAUACAGAAGUCGGACACUUAUAUGCCUGUACUUACCGUCUCAAUAACAUGUGUUCAUCAUGUAUGUGCAACAGUCUUUGUGAGUAGCUUUUGGAUUUAACCCCUGUUCACAUCUCCCAUAACCCCAGUACAAAGCCAGAGAGGUUCAUUUUCAUAAUGCAGCUUCAGUGACAUCGUUGAUAUCAUGUCAGCAACUGAUGCUUUACCGCCUCCCAUAGCCCUAUCUCAAAAACCUCAGCGCAUCAUAAAAGCAAGACCCCCGAACCGUCCACCUCCACAUCUGCCUCCAAAGCCACCCCAGAAGCUACCACCAUGUCCCCAAACUAUUCCAGACAGCUCUGUCUCCAACUCUAGCACAGAACAUUCAGAAUCUAGUACAUCUGACCAACCCACCUCCAAUGUCAACGUCAAAAGGAUAGCUGGUCUGUUUCAGAGGGAUUCAAAUGGAAAUGCGGAAGAGGAAAAUCCUUCCAAAGGGCACCCAAAGUCACAGGGGAAGAGGUCACCGGUGGAGAAAAAGGAAGACCAGGCAAAGGUGCAGGUGGAGAAAGAAGAUGAACAAGGAGUAUCCUGUCCUCCACCACUGCCUCCGAAACUGUUUCAGGACACAGAGGACCAAGCAGUCAAGAUGGGAUCCUGUCCACUUCGUCGUGCCUGUUCCACAAGGUGCCAAUGUGCAUGUCACCAACAUAGACCUGGCAUGGUGUUGAUUUGGAUCCCAGAAUCCUCUCUUCUUUUAGACCACAACACAGACAUUUCAGACUCUUCAGAUGAUGGUGGAGUAUUACAGAGAACAGUGUCUGUUGAGGAUGAUGGAGGGAAAUGGGGGUCACGGCUUCUGAGAAAUAGAAUAGCAACGGGUUCCAGUUAUCCAGUGAGGAGAAGGUCACAAGUUUAUAGUUACCGAGAAGGUAAAGGGGAAGGGGGCGCUGGAGAUGAGCGAGCCAGGAGUAGUGUGGUGUUAACAUCUUACAAGUCUACAAGUGAUGAUAGCUUUAAUGGGGAAUUAACUGCUUCCAGCCCUGAAAAGUCAGAUGGUAGCAUAAAUGUGAAGACUAUGCGUUUUAAGUUUGACUCUUCUCCUGAAAGUUUGACUUAUGCAUCAUCUAAUGGGAAGGUAAAAGUCAACGGAGAUAUUGAUUCUUCUUUGGAUGUUGUACAUUCAGAAAACCCAUCAUUUAAUGCAAAGUUCAAAAAUGAAUCUACUAAGGAGUUUGUUUAUUCUCAGUUACCAUCAACAGGAUGUUCAAAUGGCAAUGUCUCCUGUCCUGAGGAUGUGUUGCAUACAUUUUUGCAUACUAGGGACUCUUCUGUAACUAAAAAUGACUCUGCACCAGCAAUUCCUUUGUCUGAAACCCAUCCUGACACGGGUUUAGGGUUGAAUGGGGAGCUUCAUCAGACUAAUGUUAUUCCAUUUAAAAACUCAAAAUCCACUGACACACAUGUCCCUCCAGAACUUCCAAGUACUGAAGCCCCUCCUUUGAGGGCCUCACGAGAAGAUGGACAAGUAGAAAUGUAUACAAAAGUUCGCAAACCAGCUCGUAGGAGUAAAGUACCACUCCAAUCUUUGUCUGGAAGUGUUGAGCCACCUUCACAAGUGCCCCCUAAAGUACCCAGCAAACCACCUCGUGGGACAGCACCACCCCCUCCGCCAUUUGUGAGAAAGGGGUCUUUGAAGUUAUCUGGGAAAAUGGAAGAGCAGAAGGCUAAUAAAGGGUCAUCCUUGCCUACUUGUGAGUUACACAGAUCUAAAGAGUCAAGUAUGGAUUCUGAUGAGUAUAACGGAAGUGGUGACGCUGUGGAUAUUUCACAGGACAACUGUGAUGUUUUCAGGUUUCCAACUUUGAAGAGCUCAAAAUCUAUAGACUGGGAAUCUCACUUGCGGGACGAGCCGCUUUAUCAAACGUACCGUCAGACUGUCAUCAAAAAAGAGAUCCAGCGGCAGAAUGUCCCCCGUAACAGCAGUUUUACCAGCUAUGAUUCAUCGCAUGACAGUCCCAGCUCCUCUAAUGGCUCCCCAAGACUUGGGAGGAGAUCAGCAGCAAACCAUAACACACUGUGGCAAGAGCUGCCGGCUGUGAAAGAAAGUGGGGUGUUGGAGCACAUGACAAAUGAACAGAAGAAGAUGCAGGAGAGCAUGUUUGAGGUACUGACCUCUGAAGCUUCCUAUCUUCGUUCCCUGAACGUCCUGACUGAACAUUUCUUGGGAUCCAGAGAGCUAGAGGAGACUCUUAUUAUUCGGGAGAAAAAAAUCUUAUUCUCCAACAUCCUCAAGGUCAAAGAGGUUAGCGAGAGGUUUCUGGUGGAUUUAGAAGCACGUGUAGAUGAAAGUAUUCUCAUAUCGGAUGUGUGCGACAUUAUAUAUCACCACGCGCUACAUCACUUCCCUGUGUAUAUUGAUUAUGUGAGAAACCAGUUGUACCAGGAGAAGACUUACAGUGAGCUCAUGGAGAAGAGCCCGCAGUUCUAUGCUGCCAUCUGCAGGUUACAGGAGUUACCACAAUGUCAUCGCCUGCCCUUCAUGUCUUUCCUGCUACUUCCUUUCCAGAGAAUCACUCGCAUUAAAAUGCUCAUAGAGAAUAUUUUAAAGCGAACAGAGGAAGGAUCAGAAAGUGAGGAAAAUGCUACAAAAGCCUUAAAUGCUGUGGCAAAGAUCAUUCAGGAGUGCAAUCGUGAAGUAGGCCGCAUGAAGCAAACAGAAGAACUGAUACACAUCGCUCAGAAGAUUGAAUUUGACAAGAUAAAGGUGAGAAUUUUAGAGAUAUGGAAUACAAUAAGAUUUUCAGACAGAUACAUAGUUCUGGAUUACGCUCACCGCUCUCUUGUUCAGCUCCAAUCUUGUCCAACCAUUGAUAACAGUUUCUUUCUGACGUUACUGGAGAAUCACCAAGGGAAAACCUCUGAUCGUCUCUUUAAGGCUCCUACACAAUCUGACCUUCAUCGGUGGGUAGCUGCUUUUCCCAGUCAAAAUGAUGAUGAUCUGUCUAGCAAUGAAACUAUAUACGAGGACUGGGACUGUCCUCAAGUGCAGUGUGUGGAUUUCUAUACAGCGGCACAGACUGAUGAGUUAAGUUUAGAGCCGGCUGACAUCAUUAAUGUGUUAAGGAAAACAUCGGAGGGAUGGUACGAGGGGAUCCGACUUGCGGAUGGGAGAAAGGGCUGGUUCCCUUCUCGUUAUGUGCAGGAGAUAACAAAUGAGCAUGUAAGAAGGAGAAAUCUCCGUGAGCGGCACAGAGUACUGCAAGCCGCCCGGCAGAUUCAGCUGUCCAAAGUGGUGGAACACAAGAAAAAGUCCAGCUCAGCCUGAGCUCACAGACAAUGGAUCUUAUCAUUUUAUGCAAUGAACAAGCAGGCUCUCUAGAAGCGUCUAUUUUACCAAAUGACAGUGUUACACACAUGGCUGCAGGCUGAGGAUCAAACGUGCAUUAUAUAACAAAGGGAACAAUGCUAUAUACAAGCUGGAAAUCAAAUUUACUAAACAAUUUGAAAGUACUUUUGGAGCAUACCCUUUAGAAGAACAAACUUGUAGUUAAAAAAACCAUGGGAAGAUGCUUUUAUGCCAGGAAUGUUGAGAUGCUAAUAUUAAAUAUGAGCACAUUAGGGUCCAGCAGUGGAUUGAACUAGCAAACGUUUUGGUUGAACUUGCCGUUUUAAUAUAAAUUUGCUACUAUGAGCUGUCAAGUAGGGAUGGUCAGAUGUUUCUGCACAUUCUGUAUUAGAAAAUGCUGAAUGUUUGGAGAACAUCCAAAUAUUUUUUUUGGCCAAAAUAUUUAUUCCACAAUUUGUAAAUAAAAUAUUAACAUUCAAAUGUUGAUUCUCAUAGAUAUGUCUACGACGUUGGUUUUCAAACCUGGCCUCAGGACUCCCCAACAGGCCAGAUUUUCAGGAUUACCUUGGAUAAGAGCAGGUUAAUAACUGUUUACGCUAAUCAGCGGUUUAUUUCACAUGUACUCCAGUUCAGAUAUCCUCAAAAUCUGGCCUGUUAGGGAGGCCUAAAGACAGGUUUGAAAAACCAGUGUUCUGUGGGAAUAAAUAUUCAAAUGGAAUAUUUCAACACUACCUUCUAAUGUUAGCCUUUGCUCUAUAUAAAGAUUUAAAUGUCAAAACUUGAAUGUGCUCAUUCCUACUUACAAGUUCACAGACUGGGUAAUAUGUAAGCACAUAGAGGACCAAGUUCCCUAAAGAAAGAUCGAUCAAAUUGUAAGAUAAAGAGCCGUAUACACCAUCCAGUAUUUGAAAUAACGCUGCAUUCCAGUGUAGUUGCUAGAAAUCCAUAGUCUAAUCUGUUUUGAAUGAGAAAAGCAUUGUUAAAUUGUUUCCGAUUCAGGAUAUUAUCCAACCAAGGAAAGCACAAGAGAAAUUACAUGUACUUUAAACCAGAAGGAUCAUCCGUAAACCAUUAUAUUCAUUUUAACAAGUUAAUUCACUGCCAUAAUCUGCUUCAAAUUCAAGAACUUGGAGAAUAAGAGAUGAUGAACCCUAAGAUACUGCUGGCAUUUAGCAUACAUUCUUUUUAUAAAAUUCACAGCAAAAUAUUUGUAAUGAAUGCUGUCAAAACCAUCUGGAACAUGUUUACAACACAGCAGUGUAAGCUACUGCAGCUUGCUUUCUUGGAAAUUGGAUUGUAGGUUAUCAAAUGAACUCAGGAGCUUUUCUUAAGAUAAUAUAUGUCUGCUGUGGCCCUAGACAAAAUCGUUAUGACUCAAGCUGAGGACAAAAACUUUAUUUAAAAGCUUCAACUAAUCGGCCCAAGUCAUGUAUAGGAAUUAUAAGUGAGCAGACCCCCAAACACAGUGGCACCUCCUCAAUCUUCCUAUGAAUCCCGAAGCUUCCAGAGUUCUGGGAAAUUAUUCUUGGACUGUAAUGGAUUAACCUUUCAAUAAAUUAAGUGAAGCAUAACCCUGAUCUUGUGCUUUUCCAGUUCAUGGACAGCCAUGUUUAAAGGGGUAAAUUUACAUUCAUGGGAAUUAACUUUCUGGUUUUCUUGCUGGAAUUCUUUUUUUUUUUUAACCUGUGUUGCCUACAGCAAUGUUAUUGCCUGUGUAAUUCAGUGAGUUAUUUUAUAGAUUCUGAAAUGUUGUAAAUGUUGUGAAAACAAAAAGUAUGAUAUGAUUGUAAAUUGUUCAAUGGCGUGAAGGAAACAUUUUUUGUCUUUUGUGUAAAUUGUGUUAUGUCAUAUGUUUGAAGCUCACUGGAAUUUCACUAAACACUUUGUCCAAACAACCAGAAAUGGGUGAAUGUUAGAAUUUGUACUUUUCAAUGGUAAAACAAUCAUUUUACCUUUUUUACAUUUGUUCUGUAAUUCAAAUGAAUAUCGAAUGUAACAUUACACUAUUUUUAUUUAAAUAUUGAUUCCUAUAAACUAAGUUUAUGAGAGUCAUUAUUUGAAUACUGUAAUUAUAUUGAAAUAUUUAAAUCUUACUUUCAAUAAAUGUAAAAGUAACAUUUUCUAAAAACUAAUGUGGAAUGUUUGUAAAUGAAUGCGGCCAACGUUAAUUAUUUUUAACGAAUGUGCCAAGCCGUUCACCCGUCUCCUACAAAUAGCUUUGCAGUACUCUUUAUAAUCUCUCCCUAUAGUUCUAACUAUUCCUAUUUAUACUCAGUGGUAUAAUGCACAAUAUUUGUCUAUCCACUAUUACCUCACAUUUUUUUCCUUUCAAUGUUUUCCUAUAUGGACACAUACUACAUGGUCAUCUCCAAUAUUUUUUAUAUUUUUUUUUAAAGAAAACCCUUGUUAUUUUAAGAAAAAAAAUGUGUUUUAUUUUUAACUGAAAAAGAUUACAACCACAUUUUAACAGUUUUAAGGGAGAGAGCUGUUUGCCGUGCAGGUUAUAAAUGAACUUAAAGGUAUUCAUCAUCUGAACAGGCUAUAUAUAAAUUGUACCAAUUCAGUUAUGCUGCUAAUUAUGAGUGGUUCUGCUAAUUUUGCAACCGUAUUAAAAUUGUAGUUUUGUUCAUAGGGUUCAGUAUGUUUAUAAAUUCCAGGGAGUCACGGAGAGAAAAUACUAAAAGAAAAUAAAACUGGAAUAUUUCAACAAAAAAA